AUGGCUUCUUCUUCAACUUCAUCCAUUCAUGAGAGCAGCUUCAAGUAUGAUGUAUUUCUGAAUUUUAGAGGUGAAGACACUCGUAGGACAUUCAUUGAUCAUCUUUAUCACGCUCUUAAGCGAGAAAGCAUUAAAGCUUACAAGGAUGACAAGAACCUCGAGAGAGGGAAACAAAUCAGUAGGGAGCUCAUUCAAGCCAUCGAAAACUCAAGAUUCCAUGUCAUUGUUUUCUCCAAAGACUACGCAUCUUCGUCUUGGUGCUUGGAUGAGCUUGUCAAGAUUAUGGAGUGCCAAAAGACGAUCUCUGAGGAGCAUACUGUUUACCCUAUAUACUACAAUGUGGAACCCACUCAAGUCCGCAAACAAAGUGGGGCAUUUGGAAAAGCCUUUGCCAAACAUGAAAAGGACGAGGCUGCUGGUAAAUGGAGAGAGGCUCUGGUAAAAGCAACAUCUUUCAGCGGGAGAGAAUUGAAGACUACUGCUGAUGGGCAUGAAGCUGAAUUUAUCAAAAUAGUUGUCAAGGAGAUUUCAUUGAAGUUACCUUCCAUCAGCGCUGAUGAAAAUUUAAUAGGCAUGAGGACUCAGAUAAAUGGCGUGGUUUCAUCUUUAAAUGCUUUUCCCCAUGAGUUUUGCAUGAUAGGAAUCACAGGGAUGGGAGGCAUUGGGAAGACAACUUUGGCCAGAGCUGUUUUUGAUCAAAUAUGCAAUCAGUUCGAAGGUAGUAGCUUUGUUGAGAAUGUCCGGGAUUUUUCAAGUUCCCUUUUAUUAGGUUUGAAGUUGUUGCAACAACAAGUCCUUAGAGAUGUGUUAAAUAGGCAAGAUAUCACUGUAAAUGGUGUCUUUGAUGGGAAAAAGAAGAUGAAAGAGGAGAUGCCUAGUAGAAAGGUUCUUGUUGUUCUAGAUGAUGUGGAUCAUAUAGACCAGCUUAAGGCCUUAGGUGAACCUAAGUGGUUCAUGAAGGGAAGUAGAAUUAUCAUUACAACAAGAGAGAAGCAGGUACUAGUAGCACAUAAAGUGAAGUUGAUACAUGAUGUCAAUCUGUUAAUGCCUGAGGAAGCAAUAUGUCUUUUAAGUAGGUGUGCGUUUGGGACAGAGUCUCCAAUUCCAGGUUACGAAGAGCUAUCACGAAAAGCUGUAAGUUACGCUGCUGGUCUUCCUUUAACAAUCACGGUAUUGGGUUCAUCUUUAUGUGAUGCAAAUGAGGAUGUAUGGAUAGAUACCCUAAAAGAACUAGAAAAAAUUCCACUGGAUGCAACUUUGCAAAAGUUGGAGUUAAACUAUAUGGGUUUAGAUAUCAAUUGCAAGGAAAUAUUCCUAGAUGUUGCAUGCAUAUUGAAAGGUUGGAAGAAAAACAAAGCAAUCAAAGUGCUUGAAAGCCGUGGAUUUCAUGCUAUACGUGGUUUGAGUGUUCUUGAGAACAAAUCACUCAUAUCUAUUUCUAAAUGUGGCUGCUUGGACAUGCAUGACCAUAUACAAGAAAUGGGGAGGUACAUUGUUCGUCGUGAGAACCUCGAUGAUCCUAGAAGACACACACGGUUGUGGAUUGAAGAGGAAAUUAAAGAUAUAUUGGCUAAGAAUUUGGUUCUUGACAAGCUCCGAUUCCUUAAAUUCAGUCAUUCCAAGUUGAGGACCCUUGAUCUCGGGCUAACUCCAGAUCUUGAGAGGUUAACUCUUCGUUCAUGUAGUUGUUUGGAAGAACUUCACAUGCCUGUUAGAUGUUCAAAACUCAAAACCCUCAAACUUAGUGGUUCAAAGUUGAGUACCCUUGACCUUAGGUUGGUUCCGAAUGUCAAGACAUUGAAUCUUGAGGGAUGUGAUUUGGUAGAACUUGACAUGCCUCGUGAAUGUCCACAACUCAAAUCCCUUACGCUGAGUUGUUCGAAGUUGAGAUCCCUUAACCUUGAUGAUUUGGUAGUUCCAAAACUCGAGUACCUCAAACUCAUUAAUUCAAAGUCAAGGACCCUUAAGUUGACUUUGAAUAUUAGGACAUUGAUUCUUGAAUGUUGUGCUUUUGUAGAACUUCACAUACCCGAUGGAGAUGUUAAGCUUGAAUCCAUAGACAUCAGAAGAUGUUCAGAGUUGAAGACCCUUGACCUUGGGCGAAUUCCAAAUCUCGAGAGUUUACAUCUUAAAAAAUGUUGUAAUUUGGUAAAAGUUCACCUUGGCGUUGGAGUUCUAAAAAAGCUAAUCCACUUAGAAUCACAUGGUUUUUUGAGGUUUACAGAUUUGGAUAUCUGGAAUAGGGUUGGAUUACCUGAGUUAAUUCUGUUUGCAGAGUCAUUUGAUAUGUGCCCAUUGCACCCCGAUAGUAAUCUUGCAAUCCGGUUUUAUUGUUGUUAUAAGGAAGAUCUACCCUCAUCUAUUGGAAAUAUUGAGAAGCUUAUUUCGGUAGGUAAUUCUACUUGCCCUUGCACAGACCUUCAAAGUUUUUUUGGAAGCAUUUGUGGUUUACAAGAUUUAACAAAACUUACACUCAAAGGCAGAAUUCCAAAGGCGCCCAAGGAUCUUGACCGGUUACAAUGUCUAGAGGAGUUAACUUUCUGGUCUACAGAGAUUGAAUAUCUUCCGGAUAGCAUUUGUUUGUUGAAACAUCUGAGAAUUCUUACUAUUUUUGAUUGUAUGCUUCUAGAGAAGUUACCCGGGGAUCUUGACGGAUUACAAUCUCUAGAGGAGCUAACUUUUCAGCAUACAAGUAUUAAACAUCUUCCGGAUAGCAUUUGUAUGUUGAAACAUCUGAAAAAUCUCACAUUUUAUUGUUGUAAGCUUCUUGAGAAGUUACCAGAGGAUCUUGGGCGAUUACAAUGUUUAGAGACGCUAAGCCUAUCAUAUUGUAUACUUUUACGAGAUAUUCCGAAGAGUAUAUGUAGGAUGACACGGCUAAAAUAUUUCCGUCUCCCCAACUGUAGAGUCGAGGAAUUGCCUGAGGAACUCGGACGUUUAGAAUGUUUAGAAGAGUUGAAUAUUGAAGGUACAUGCAUAAAUCAUCUUCCGAAGAGGAUGAAGAAAGGUCUGUUUAUUGUUGGGUCUAGAAAGGUUCUUGAGUCGUGUGAUUCACAUCCAAGAUACAAACCUCAGGCUACAGAACCUUUUGCUACAUAG
Cynara cardunculus var. scolymus (artichoke) is the source of this 3099-nucleotide messenger RNA. Its product is annotated as TMV resistance protein N-like. The coding region runs from base 1 to 3099 and encodes 1032 amino acids. The transcript is spliced from 3 exons. The record is from RefSeq and is a predicted model, not a curated record. Gene Ontology annotation, molecular function: ADP binding. Gene Ontology annotation, biological process: defense response; signal transduction. Lineage: Eukaryota; Viridiplantae; Streptophyta; Magnoliopsida; Asterales; Asteraceae.